AUGAAUCGAAGUGUGGACAGGCUUCGGAACACCUACUCUGGUCGGUCGAAUAACAGGGACCUAUCGAAUAGAUCACAGUCAUCAGACAACGAGGUUUUCGAUCAAACCACUCACGGUAAAGAUCGGCUCACAGAAAAAAAGAUGUCUACUGACUUCCGCGCCCGUGUACGCAGUGAAAAGGUGGUCAAGGAGGUCCUUUCUCCAGACACUACAUAA
Molecule: messenger RNA, 216 nt
Organism: Opisthorchis viverrini
Lineage: Eukaryota; Metazoa; Platyhelminthes; Trematoda; Opisthorchiida; Opisthorchiidae
Exons: 1
Coding region: 1-216 (71 amino acids)
Source: RefSeq, a predicted model, not a curated record